CGGAGAAUCCCUUGGAGGAAUCUAGUGUAACAAUGGUUGAUGUGUUGCAAGAGGAACACGAGUUGGAAGAGGAGUAUAAUGCAGUGCUCGGUGCGUCCGACGAAAAAUGCUGCACAUAUGCGCAGGGUCCUAUUAAACGACAGGCUCUUUACUCUUGCCUGACCUGUUGCCCAGAAACUCGCACAAAUUUGAACAAAUGUGCCGGGAUAUGUUUGGCUUGUUCUUAUCGUUGUCACGAAAAUCACGAGCUUAUUGAGUUAUAUACUAAGCGUAAUUUUCGUUGCGAUUGUCCCACGGAACGCUUUUCAAGUCAGCAUCGGUGUUUACUCAAUACAGGAUUGACCGAACUGCAAGCAAAGAAUUCAGAAAAUUUGUAUAAUCAAAACUUCCAGGGCUUGUACUGCAAAUGUCAUCGACCAUACCCAGAUCCAGACCGGACAACCGACGAAGUGAUGCUGCAAUGUACUGUAUGCGAAGAUUGGUUUCAUUUGCAUCAUUUAGCCGUGUCAAAAUCGGCAGCCAACCUGGUAGAGGCCGAAGCUUGUGGUGAAAUGAUCUGUGGUGACUGCAUGCAGAAGCAUCAAUUCUUACAAGACUACACAGGACUGGCUCUAAAAGUUAUUGAUGACUCAGAUGAAUCGACGGCUAAUAUAACAGUAACUGAAGAAACUUCUGUAGGCGGGGAUAAUGACAACAAAUUGCGUUCAGAUCUCGAUAAGAGCAUAUCGGAAAUAAUGAAUAUGAAUGGGGACGGAAAGGCAACACCAGAAGAAACCGUACAAUCAGAUAGUGAACCACAUGCAUGCGAUGAAGAAGCUUCUGAUGAUUCAGUUCCGAAAGCAAAACGACAAAAGAUCGAAAACCAUCAAGAAGCAGUAGAAGCAGUAAAUGAAAAUACAGAAGAGCCAUGCCGACGUCCUAAAAGAAAGCAACUAUACGAAGAAGGU
Rhagoletis pomonella (apple maggot) is the source of this 947-nucleotide messenger RNA. RefSeq names its product putative E3 ubiquitin-protein ligase UBR7. The record is from RefSeq and is a predicted model, not a curated record. Gene Ontology annotation, molecular function: zinc ion binding; ubiquitin protein ligase activity. Gene Ontology annotation, cellular component: cytoplasm. NCBI's taxonomy places the organism in Eukaryota, Metazoa, Arthropoda, Insecta, Diptera, Tephritidae.